AUGCGCCAAGCGCACGACGACAUCUGGCCCGACGCCUUCCCGAACAGUCCUCAAUAUGUCAUCCACGACCAACCUGAGGGCAUAGGCGAUGCUGGCUGCGUCCUUCCGCUGCAGCGGCUGCAGCUCUACGUAGAAUUCCUGCGUGCGUCCUCCGAUUGUUACCGAUACGCAAUUGUUCUGAAUUUUUGCAGCGCGUCCGCGAGCAAGGCGUCGGCCAAUCGGGAUCGCAGCCACUCCGUCUGGGACUGCCGUGCUGUAGGACUUCAACCUUGGGACCUCAUGGCCGCCUCGUCGUGCGUGUGGGUUAUGUAG
This is a messenger RNA of Prorocentrum cordatum, 312 nucleotides long. The record is from the annotation of a GenBank genome assembly. Lineage: Eukaryota; Dinophyceae; Prorocentrales; Prorocentraceae.